Molecule: messenger RNA, 1132 nt
Organism: Acyrthosiphon pisum (pea aphid)
Lineage: Eukaryota; Metazoa; Arthropoda; Insecta; Hemiptera; Aphididae
Product: eukaryotic translation initiation factor eIF1
Exons: 3
Coding region: 270-602 (110 amino acids)
Biological process (GO): translational initiation
Molecular function (GO): translation initiation factor activity
Source: RefSeq, a predicted model, not a curated record
UCACAAUCAUGUUAUUCUCAUGACGUCUCCGUUCUAUUAUUAUAAUUUAUUCCGCGUACUUUUUUUUCAAGUUCGCCAGUGUCUGCUCUCUAGUCUCCAUUGUUGACGUCGUAACAUCGUUGGGCCUUGACGUCUGAACAUUUUUUGGUCGAUUUCAUUUGCCUAUUCCGUUCAACCGGCAUCCGUCGUUAGAUCGCCAGCGACACCUUCCCGUAGCUGAGUGGAAUUCCAAGAGACCAGUCGUUACCACAGGAGAAACGAACAUACGCAUGUCAAUCCAGAAUCUCAACGUAUUCGACCCGUUUGCUGAUGCAAUCAAGGGUGCAGACGAUGACGUUCAAGACGGGCUUGUUCACAUAAGAAUUCAACAGCGUAAUGGUCGUAAAACAUUAACAACGGUUCAAGGUUUAUCUUCAGAAUAUGAUUUAAAAAAGAUUGUACGCGCCUGCAAAAAGGAGUUUGCUUGCAACGGUACAGUAGUUGAACAUCCUGAAUACGGUGAAGUGUUACAAUUACAAGGGGACCAGCGAGAAAACAUUUGCCAAUGGUUAACUAAAUGUGGUCUUGCCAAGUCUGAUCAACUCAAGGUCCACGGUUUCUAAAGGAAACAAUUUAAACAUGCUACAAAAUACCUUUUUAAUGAAUUUUUAAUGUGACGAUUUUCAAAAACUCAGUCAAACAAAUAAUAAUAAAUUCAAAAUUCUCAAUUUCAUAACAUGUUUUAAUUAAUAAAUGUAAUAUUUAAUUCUAAAAAUUUUUCAAAUCAUUUAAUUUUCAGCAAUGUAGAUUUUUAUUAGCAUUAGUAUAUGUAUAUCAAUGCUACUGACAGAUUUAGAGAACAUUUUUUCUUUGUUUCCAUAAGUGUAAUAAGAAAAAAUAAUUAAUUUUGUAUUAUACUGGAAUCCACAUAUAUAAUUUGAUGAGGGUUUUAUAAACAUAAUUAUAUGUACCUAAAGUAUUUAAAAUUUGUCUUUUAUAAAUAUAUAUAUUUUUUCUUUCAUUUAUAAAUUAUGAUUAAUUUCCACAUGUUAUGUAAAAUGUAUUCAAAAUAUAAUAAUAUAUGCUCACAUUGCAAUCAAGUGCAGUAAGUUCUUGUUUAACAUUAUUUCAUUAAUAAAAUAAUAACAUUUAC